Messenger RNA from Epinephelus fuscoguttatus (brown-marbled grouper), 2070 nucleotides. RefSeq names its product ATPase Na+/K+ transporting subunit beta 4 (gene atp1b4). The transcript is spliced from 10 exons. Lineage: Eukaryota; Metazoa; Chordata; Actinopteri; Perciformes; Serranidae. The record is from RefSeq and is a predicted model, not a curated record. Gene Ontology annotation, cellular component: nuclear inner membrane; sodium:potassium-exchanging ATPase complex. Gene Ontology annotation, biological process: sodium ion transport; regulation of DNA-templated transcription; potassium ion transport. Bases 149 to 1177 code for a protein of 342 amino acids.
UCCCACUUUUUACAUGGGGUAACAGCGUUACGUGACCGGCGUACAGAAAGGAUCAGGGAUGAGGACAACUUGAACUUCCACAGAGGGAAGCUUAUGCAGGCUUUCGACACACUAAGACGCGUUUUUAUUGCCAAGAAAACUUAAGAAUAUGGAGCCCAGUUCCACAGAGGGAGGAGCUGAAGAGAAGCUCAUUAAAAACCAUCCACCAACUGUUCCUCACAAAGUGCUACUCAAACAUGGCCAAGAGUUGGAGGAAGAGCAGGAGGAGUUGGCCGAGCACCAGCCGCUAGAGCAGGAAGACCUGAACUUUGAGAGAUGGAAGCGCAGGCCAUUACCCAAGAGGACGCUCCACCAGAAAAUAGACGACAUUAAGACAUACCUGUGGAAUGCAGAGACCAACGAAUUCAUGGGUCGCUCUGGGAAGAGCUGGAGCCUUAUCCUUCUCUUCUACGCUGCACUUUAUAUCUUUCUUGCAGCCAUGUUUGGCGGCUGUCUGUUUUGCCUCAUGUGGUCUAUUAGUCCCUACCAUCCAACCUUCAAUGAUAGAGUGAUGCCACCAGGUAUGACGAUGGCCCCACACCUAGAAGGCCAUGAGAUCGCCUUCAACGCCUCUGAUCGCAAAUCCUGGAAGAAGUAUGCAAGGUCUAUGGAUGAAUAUCUAAGACCGUAUAACGAUGGUGCUCAGGAGAGGAAGAAUAUUCGCUGUGCACAGGACAGAUACUUCAUGCAGGACGACCUGGAGGAGAGUGCAGAGCGGAAAGCGUGUCAGUUUAAGAGGUCCUGGUUGGGGGAGUGUUCGGGGCUGCAGGACCCCCACUAUGGCUAUUCUCAGGGAAGGCCAUGCAUCCUCCUCCGAAUGAACCGGAUUCUUGGGUACUUACCAGGCCAGGGCAAACCGAUUAAUGUGACUUGUGGAGUUAAGAAAGGACCUCCAGAAGCCCUGGGACAACUCCAAUUUUUUCCUACAAGCCUUUUUGACCUGAAGUACUAUCCAUACUAUGGGAAGCUCAGACAUGUAAACUACUCUUCACCGGUGGUGGCUGUGCGUUUUGCAGGAGUGCAGUACGACACUCACAUCCAAGUACAAUGCAAACUGAAUGGAAAGGGCAUCAUUAACGAUUCACCCACUGACCGCUACCUGGGCAGUGUGACCUUCUCCUUGGAUGUCGGAGCGUAAGGCAAAGAUGUCGCUGCCAGAUGCUCCCAUGACAAUGAGGCAGGAAAAAUGUACAAGGGAAAAAAAAUUUUUUUUGAAGCAUUAUUUUCCAUGAAAUAUGUAAUUUCCCUCUCCUCAUCUUUCACCUAAAUAUCCACGUCUUCUGCUGUGAAACAAAUUCCUCAAGAAGUAGUCAUUUACACUUUUGUUUGUGUUGUAUCUUUGUAUCUUGAGCGUGCUACUGGCACCUGCACCCACAACAAACAGUGCUGAGCACAGGACGAGCGCGUAGAGCGAGUUACAGUUCCUGAUAUUUUGUAAUGAUUAGCGAGAUUAAUCAAACUAAAUUACACUCUGCCCAAUAGUUAGUGUUUCUGGCUAUGCAAAUCCAAUUAUGACUUAAAACAUUACUAGGCAAUUAGAAAAUAUUGUUGUAUCAGGUUAGAUUAUGGUUUUGUGUGCACAGUUUCGUGUGACAACGUGUACUAAUUUGUCUUGAAUUAUAUUUUUCAAACAUGUAUAUUGUAAGAAUUCAAAGAACUAUCAUGCAAACACUGAAAGCAGGACUUGUACUGUACUUACACAGUAAAAAAGAUAUAAUAAAUGACUGCAAAUACACUAUUACUAUAUUUUUGUUGAAUAGAGCAGUAUUAUACAUUUAUGAUAAAGCAUCACAAGCCACUUCUUGCCUUCUUUUGUAAAAACAUUUGCUUUUGAAAAUGAAAUACUACACAAGACUGAUCAAUAAAGAGACAUGCUGUACUGUGAAAUAGUUUGUCAAAGGUCUGUACCGUUAUAAAAAGUAUAACUAUUGUGUGAUAGUAUUAAUCCUGUCUGAACUGUGCUACUAAACAUGGUAUCAAUGUUGUAUUUAUUCCUAUUAUAGUUCUUAUAAUAAAUACAAUGUUCUGGUA